GGCAUAUACCCUGUGGCCUCAUCUGCCACCCUGAUAAGGAGCAUGUUCUUUAUCCCCUGGGAUGUACUGUAGUUAUUCAAGACCUGGAGAGUAAGAAACAGACUUUCUUGCACGGCCACACCAAUAAUGUCUCCUGCAUUGUCAUAUCCAGGAACGGGGUGUACGUUGCUUCUGGACAAGUCACUUUUGUGGGCUUCAAGGCAGAUGUCAUUCUGUGGGAUUUCCCGAAGAAGGAGUUACUUGCUCGGCUGUCACUGCAUAAGGGUAAAAUUGAAGGACUAGCAUUUUCUCCAAACAACCUUUAUCUCGUGUCACUGGGAGGCCAGGAUGACGGCAGUGUGGUUGUGUGGCACGUUGCUAAGAGAGAGGCUGUCUGCGGGAGCCCUGCCUCGGCACGCAGCGCAGGGAGUGCGACCGUCGUGGUGUGCUCCAGCUGCAGAGACGAGAUGUUUGUUACUGCUGGAAAUGGGACCAUUCGAGUAUGGGAACUGGAUCUAGCAAAUAGGAAAAUCCGACCGACUGAAUGCCAGACAGGACAAUUGAGAAGAGUGAUCAUGUGUGUUAAGAUGGCAGAUGAUGAUAAUUAUUUUUAUGUUGGCACAUCAAGUGGUGAUGUCCUGAAAGUGAGUACAAACAACAAGCUGAUGACUGACUAUGGGCCCCAGAAGGAGAAGUUUAGCUCGGGAGUCACAGCUUUGCUUUUGCUGAAGACAGGAGAUUUAAUAGUCGGCACCGGAGGAGGGAUCGUAGCUCUCUGUAAAGGCUCAAACUACAAAGUAAUGAAGAAAAUUCAAGUUCAAGGUGCUGUCACUUCCCUGACAUGUAGAGGUCAGGGUCACCAGUUCUUUGUAGGGACAAAUGAGUGCCAGAUUUAUCGAAUUAACUACAAUGCGUUUAAAGAGGAGCUGAUUGCUGCUUGUCAUAACGAAGCUGUCCACGACAUCGUUUUUCCUUUGGGAACUUCUGACUUGUUCGGUACCUGCUCCAAAAAUGAUAUUCGGGUGUGGCACACCCCAGAAAACAGGGAGCUCCUACGAAUCGUCAUCCCCAACAUGAUCUGCCAUGCCAUGGAUUUUAUGAGGGAUGGCAAAAGCAUCAUUUCAGCUUGGAAUGACGGGAAAAUCCGUGCCUUCAUGCCAGAGACUGGACGGCUAAUGUAUGUGAUUAACCAUGCCCAUAGCUUGGGUGUGACGGCAAUUGCUGCUACAAGUGACUGUAAACAGAUCAUUAGUGGAGGAGGUGAAGGGCAGGUGAGGGUCUGGGAGAUUCGUGAGAGGACUCACAAACUGGGGGAAGUUCUGAAGGAGCACGUAUCUGCUGUGUCCUGCAUUAAGAUUAAGAAGAACGACCGAGAGUGCGUCACAGCCAGCCUUGAUGGAACCUGCAUCAUCUGGGAUAUUGUGCGUUUUGUAAGAAUACAAAUGAUUCUAGCCAACACGUUGUUCAAAUGUGUGUGUUACCAUCCUGAAGAGUACCAGAUAAUCACCAGUGGAACAGACAGAAGGAUUGGAUACUGGGAAGUGUUUGAUGGCUCUGCAAUCAGAGAAGUGGAAGGGUCUGUAUCGGGUUCUAUCAAUGGGAUGGACAUCACAUCAGAUGGGGCAUACUUUGUCACAGGUGGUGAUGACCAUCUAGUGAAACUGUGGGACUAUAACAAGGGUGCAGUGACUCAUGUUGGAGUGGGCCACAGUGGCAAUAUCACCCGUCUCAAAAUCUGCCCUGGGAACAAGUACAUUGUGAGUGUGAGUGCAGAUGGUGCCAUCCUGCUCUGGAAAUACCCAGACUUGCACUAACAGCUGGAACAGGAGCUGCUAGGCUGCUGCUUCUUCGGCCAGUCCUAGCAAACCUUUUCUCUUACUGAAGUUGUUUUAAAGCAUUUAUACUAUUAGAGGAGAUACUGUUUUU
This is a messenger RNA of Fulmarus glacialis (Northern fulmar), 1905 nucleotides long. It is a transcript of the gene CFAP52, whose product is annotated as cilia and flagella associated protein 52. The annotation marks the transcript as partial. NCBI's taxonomy places the organism in Eukaryota, Metazoa, Chordata, Aves, Procellariiformes, Procellariidae. The transcript has 13 exons. Gene Ontology annotation, biological process: cilium assembly. The record is from RefSeq and is a predicted model, not a curated record. Gene Ontology annotation, molecular function: protein binding.